CAAGAAAAUUACAUUUACUGAAAUCAUUUUCAAGAUCGAGGCUGGGUUAUCUCAUUACACAAAGCAAUCUACAUCGCCCAAUGGGCAAUCCCUCCAAGGACGUCCUUACCAUUAGUUUGGCGACACCGAUCUUAUCACCAAGAUAUAAGUUGGUUUAAUAUAAAAGCUGAUUUCUUCGACCGCAAUCAGCGGUAAUCUAAAAGACAAGGUCACAUCCUUAUCUGUAGAAUGCUUGAAUCGAUUGAUAAGCUUUUGCCUAUCAGUAUACGCUCCCGAAUUUAGAUCACAUCAACGCUUGUUUAACUCUUGUCUGCCUUUAAACAACUUUAGGAUCAGCAGUGAGAGAUGUAUUGUAUUUUAGCAUUGGUAAUAAUAGGCGCGGCGUCCGCCCUGGAAUGCGGCCCGGAAACAUGUGCCGUUGUCGGCCUGUCUCUCCCGUUAAACUGUAAGGGGACGGUGAUUAAGAAUGGAGGAUUCUGUGGCUGCUACGAUGUUUGUGCUAAGCAAGCUGGCGAAUCGUGCCAAGCAAGACCGGGACUUGACGGACGUUCGACGUACGGCACGUGCGAGCCAGGCCUAAUAUGUGUCCCCCACGGCGAGAUGGUCAGUCUAGGGUAUGGUCGGUGUCACAUUCCUCGGACACCUCGUUUCCUGAAUACCCUGAUGAGCCACAACACGCCUUGUGAACAACAGAGGAGGGCUCGUCUGAUGUCAAUGGCGGUUUGGCGGGGACAGUGGGUACCCGUAUGUGAUUCCCAGGGAAACUACGUCCCUCAUCAGUGUGACAAUAUAGGUCAAUGCUUUUGUGUGGAGACUCAUAGUGGGAAAAUGCUCACUGCCAAGUCUUUAGGAGCUGUGGAUUGUACUGGUCGACCGGAAGCCCCACAGGAGGUCGCAAGCACAACGACACCAACUAAGGCACCCGCUGUUCGACUGUUAGAUAUUAAACUUUUCUUGCGAGCAGGAAAAGAAAAUUCGUCUGAUGUCGACGGCGGUUUGGCAGGGACAGUGGGUACCCGUAUGUGAUUCUCAGGGAAAUUACAUCCCUCACCAGUGUGACAAUAUAGGGCAGUGCUUCUGUGUUGACACGACAUGGGGAACUUUUCUCACGGUGAAGUCUAGUGAGCCAGUCGACUGUACAACCAAUCAACGUUAAGAAAGUCUAAUGGAGUUAACCGGAAAACAGUUGUCGCCACUAUCACCAGUUUACAUCUGAUGAAUUAAAGACAUUCAAUGUAAUUCUG
Molecule: messenger RNA, 1244 nt
Organism: Pecten maximus
Lineage: Eukaryota; Metazoa; Mollusca; Bivalvia; Pectinida; Pectinidae
Product: nidogen-2-like
Exons: 6
Coding region: 346-1026 (226 amino acids)
Cellular component (GO): extracellular region
Source: RefSeq, a predicted model, not a curated record